Acanthosepion pharaonis is the source of this 1092-nucleotide messenger RNA. The record is from the annotation of a GenBank genome assembly. NCBI's taxonomy places the organism in Eukaryota, Metazoa, Mollusca, Cephalopoda, Sepiida, Sepiidae.
AUGACUGAUAAUCCCUGGACAGAAAAAUUAACAGCCACCCUCUGUCCAAAAGGCUACAUUCGGUUUAAAGUUGUUCGGCUUUCGGGAAUGUUGGAGUUGGCCUUUUGUCGUCGUCAGCUCUUUUCCAGUAUAAAUGGUAUUGAAUCAGAACGAACAAAGACCGGCCUUGGAGGAUGGUGGGGCAACAAAGGUGGAAUUUGUAUUCGGUUUGACUUGAAUGGCAUCAACAUUUGCAUUAUAAAUUCACAUUUGGCAGCACAUCGAGACCAAACACCUGAACGAAUUAUUGAUCAUAAUAGUAUUCUUGAAGACCAAAAAUUUCGCGAUGACGAUGUUGACAAUAUUCUUGACCAUGACUAUGUCUUAUGGAUGGGUGAUUUGAACUUCCGAAUUGAUGAACUCCAACGAGAAGAUGUAUUAACGCGGAUAGAGAAGAAAGAAUAUGAUUACCUCCUCCAAUAUGAUCAGCUAAAUAACACAAGGCGCCAAGGAUUGGCUUUUGUUGAUUUCCAAGAAGGGCCAAUCACUUUUCCUCCCACAUAUAAAUUUGAUGUUGACACAAAUGUCUAUGAUACCAGUGAAAAACAGCGUAUCCCAGCUUGGUGCGACCGAAUAUUAUGGCUUGUACAUGAUGACAGUUUUGAUGGUGUCCCUCUUGAAGUGAAACAGCUUCACUAUCGCCAUCAUCCAGAAUAUAAGAUUAGCGACCAUCGCCCUGUCACAUCCCUGUUCGAGGUGAAGAUGCUGUCUGUACCACCCAAUCCGCUUCCCGUCACAUUUCAUAACCAAGGCCAAUGGACAAUUCGAAGAGAUGCAGUUGUUAAAUACAGUGUGGCUGUGUAUGAAGCUUCUUCGUGGGACUGGAUUGGAUUGUAUAAGGCUAACUUCACAGAUGUCCAGGAUUAUGUAAGUUGGGUGUAUGCAGUUCCAGAUGCCCAGAAACUGAAAAAACCUGCUCAAGUGAGAUUUACCAACCUGGACGAUCUCAAAUCAAGCAUUGAACGCAAGCACUUGUUGCUCUACAUCAGUUCUUAUAAAAAUACGAUGCUUGGAAUGAGUAAUGAAUUCUUGGUGAGUAUUAUCAUUUCUUAA